AUGCAACAUGUAUUGCCAAUCUUUGUAGCACUAGUCAAAUGUGCCACAGGGUACUGUCCACAAAUGGACUUCUCGCCAUACCCAUUCACACUUGGUUACAACGUUAGAUUUAUUGUUAAAUAUAAUACGUCUGCAGCUAUUGCUCCCCCAAAAAAAUCAGUACAGGAGGCUAGUAAUUUUAGACUCCUCCAUAAUUGCUACUUUAUGGUAGUUAUGCGAAGUAUAUCAAUGCAAGUAGUAUUGGAAAUGUACUACGUAUUAUGCCAUGGACAUAUUAGUAAUAAAUUUUUUAUUUUCAAUUUUGACUGUUGGGCUAUUAUUGGUACAUAUGUUUAUUUUUGGUUGAGGCGCUACAAGUAUGAUUCCAUCCGUAGUUUGUGGUAA
Mucor mucedo is the source of this 384-nucleotide messenger RNA. RefSeq lists its product as uncharacterized. The record is from RefSeq and is a predicted model, not a curated record. The coding region runs from base 1 to 384 and encodes 127 amino acids. NCBI's taxonomy places the organism in Eukaryota, Fungi, Mucoromycota, Mucoromycetes, Mucorales, Mucoraceae. The transcript is spliced from 3 exons.